Haliotis rubra (blacklip abalone) is the source of this 1576-nucleotide messenger RNA. Its product is annotated as tubulin alpha-1 chain-like. Gene Ontology annotation, biological process: mitotic cell cycle; microtubule cytoskeleton organization. The record is from RefSeq and is a predicted model, not a curated record. Bases 1 to 1386 code for a protein of 461 amino acids. The transcript has 3 exons. Gene Ontology annotation, cellular component: microtubule; cytoplasm. Gene Ontology annotation, molecular function: GTP binding; structural constituent of cytoskeleton. Lineage: Eukaryota; Metazoa; Mollusca; Gastropoda; Lepetellida; Haliotidae.
AUGACACAAAUGCGACAUGCGGAGACAUGCGAGAGGGAAUGCAUUUCUAUCCAUGUUGGUCAAGCCGGAGUCCAGAUGGGCAAUGCCUGCUGGGAGUUGUACUGUUUGGAGCAUGGCAUCAAGGCUAAUGGUGAGAUGCCUUCUGACACGACCGCUGGUGAAGAGGAUGAUUCUUACAAUACCUUCUUCAUGGAAUCAGACGAAGGGAAACUCGUUCCAAGGGCUGUCCUUGCUGAUCUUGAACCAACUGUCGUUGAUGAGGUCCGGACAGGCACCUAUGGUGAACUGUUUCAUCCAGAGAACCUGAUAUCCGGCAAAGAAGAUGCCGCUAACAACUAUGCGCGUGGAUAUAACACGACAGGAAAAGAAAUAAUCGACCCUGUCCUGGACCGCAUCCGGAAUCUCGCGGAACACUGCAAUGGUCUUCAGGGCUUCCUCAUCUUCCACAGCUUCGGUGGUGGCACUGGUUCUGGCUUCACGGCUCUGCUGAUGGAGCGGCUUAGUAACACUUAUAGUAAGAAGUCCAAGCUGCAGUUCUCUGUGUACCCGGCUCCAAAUAUAUCCAGUGCAAUGGUGGAACCUUACAACUCCAUCCUCACCACUCAUACCACCCUGGAGCAUUCGGACUGCGCCUUCAUGGUCGACAACGAGGCCAUCUAUGACAUCUGUCGUCGAAACCUCGACAUCGAUCGUCCCUCCUACACCAACUUGAACCGUCUGAUAGGUCAGGUAAUCAGCUCUAUCACAGCUUCAUUACGCUUUGAAGGUGCCCUGAACGUGGAUCUGACAGAGUUCCAGACCAACUUGGUGCCCUACCCACGUAUCCACUUCCCUCUGGCUACAUACGCCCCUGUGGUGUCUGCAGAGAAGGUUCACCACGAACAGCUAACAAUUGGGGAAAUCACCAACGCCGCAUUUGAGCCUGCCAACCAGAUGGUGAAGUGUGAUCCCACUAAGGGCUUGUAUAUGAGUUGCUGUGUCCUGUACCGUGGUGAUGUCGUCCCAAAGGACGUCAAUGAUGCAAUCUCUUUCAUAAAGACCAGGAGAACUAUUCAGUUUGUGGACUGGUGUCCCACUGGUUUCAAGGUCGGUAUUAACUAUCGACCACCAACUGCUGUUCCCGGUGGCGAUCUGGCUAAGGUUGAGAAAGCUGCGUGCAUGUUGAGCAAUACCACUGCCAUCUCCGAGGCCUGGUCUCGUCUUGAUCACAAGUUUGACCUCAUGUUUGCUAAGCGUGCUUUCAUCCACUGGUAUGUGGGAGAAGGUCUCGAGGAGUCUGAAUUGUCUGAUGCCCGCACUGAUUUAGCUGCCCUGGAGAAGGACUACGAAGAAAUCGCAAAUGAUUCCCAACAGCAACCACAGGAAGAAGAGGAUGAUGAGUACUAGAAUGCCUUUCACGUACAGUUUCCAUAACGACAUGUAUCAUGCCUUACAAGCUAUUUAGUUAAAGAACGCAUUUAAGAUGUAAAGCUAGACGAGCUUAUAUUAAUCUAUUCACUUAAAUGUAUAGAAGGUACAAACUAUACAUCUGCAAACAAAAAAGCACCAGUGUAGACAUUUAGAAAAUCUACUCCUG